CCCAAAGUGCUGGGAUUACAGGCGUGAGCCACCGCGCCCGGCCACUCCCUUUAGUUUUCUAAGUGUCGGCGCCCGGAGCGACGUCCACCACGGAAGGUCUUUCCCGGAAACGAUUUUCCGUCCCGCCUCGCCGCCCGCCUACGCCACCACUGGCCCGCUGCUAGUCGGAAGCCGGCGCGCCGUACGUCCCCCGCCGGGCAACUCCCACCGCUGUGGCGUCACUGGGGGUUGUAGUUUCCCUGGGCUCAGCGGUGCCUGCGCUUUAGUGCAGAGACGCGGGUGAGAGCCUCACUUCCCACAGGCCUUCGGCACGGGGGCGGGGCCCCGACGGAGGCGGUGAUUGUGGCGGCUCUUUUGUAAAUGCUGCGGAGAUUCAGGCGUCGGUUCCUGCUACUGAGCGGCCCGGCCUUCACGGAGCGAUAUUGGAAAUCAGUCGCUCUUCUAGCCUUUGCAUUGUUUAAAUAUAGUGUCAUUGGACUAAGAUGUUCCUGAUGCCAACCUCUUCAGAGUUAAACAGUGGGCAGAACUUCCUAACCCAGUGGAUGACCAAUCCUUCUCGGGCCGGGGUCAUAUUAAAUCGUGGAUUUCCUGUUUUGGAAGCAGACAAAGAGAAGCAAGCAGCUGUGGACACUUCUACCAGCUUUCCUGUUAAAGGCACACAUUGUUCUGAUAGCUUCAGCUUUAUAAAUGAGGAAGAUUCACUUCAUGAAGAACAGAAGUUGGAGUCAAACAGCCCUUACAAACCACAGUCAGAUAAAUCUGAAACCCAUACAUUCUUUCCUCGCAUUACAAAGGGACCACAGAUAGUGGCCUGUCACGACGCUCCUGGACACCAGGAAGAGAACAAAAAUGACGUCAUCCCAGAUCUUGCAAGUGAAUUUAAAGAAGGGGCUUAUAAAGACCCACUGUUUAAAAAACUUGAACAGCUGAAAGAAGUACAACAGAAGAAGCAGGAACAAUUGAAGAGGCAACAGUUGGAGCAACUACAGAGACUCAUGGAAGAACAAGAGAAGCUGCUCACCAUGGUGUCUGGGCAGUGCACACUUCCAGGUUUGAGUGUACUGCCUGAUGAUCAGAGCCAGAAGCACAGAUCUCCAGGAAAUGCCACCACUGGAGAGAAAGCCACACGCUGCUUCCCAUCGUAUGUCUACCCAGACCCAACCCAGGAAGAAACGUGCGCUUCCAACAUUGUAUCCCAUGAGCAAAGCAACUUCUGUAGAACUGCUCAUGGUGAUUUUGUCUUAACUUCAAAACGUGCUUCUCCUAAUUUAUUUUCUGAGGCACAGUGUCAAGAAGCACCUGUGGAAAAAAGUAACUUAAAAGAAGAAAACCGUAACCAUCCUACAGGAGAAAGUAUUUUAUGUUGGGAGAAAAUGACAGAACAAAUUCAGGAAGCUAAUGUUAAGAACUUAAAAAAACAUGAUGAUUCCUCAGAAGUGGCUAAUAUUGAAGAAAGGCCCAUUAAAGCUGCUAUUAGAGAAAGGAAACAGACCUUUGAAGACUACUUAGAAGAACAAAUUCGGUUGGAAGAGCAAGAACUGAAGCAAAAACAGCUGAGGGAAGCAGAAGGACCACUGCCAAUCAAAGCAAAACCAAAAAAACCAUUUUUAAAACGAGGAGAAGGUUUAACCAGAUUUACUAAUGCUAAAUCUAAGUUUCAAAAAGGGAAAGAAAGUAAACUAGUGACUAACCAGAGCACUUCCGAGGACCAGCCACUGUUUAAAAUGGAUAGACAGCAACUCCAGCGGAAAACCGCUCUCAUAAAUAAAGAGCCGUGUGCAGACAGCCCUGCCCUGAAAAAGGAGAGUAAAGCUGGAACCAAGGGUGGUUCUGUCGCCCUCAGUCAGAAGCCGAAAGUGCUGAAGUGUAGUGACAGGAAAAGUCUUUCUCCAUCAGGACUGAAAAUACACACAGGGAAGAAAUGUGAUGGGCAAUGUAGAGACCAGAUCAAAUCUGAUAAAAGAGUCGCAUCUGAUAAUAAAGAAAAUGUGCCUGAGUGUCGAAAGCCUUGCGAUGCUGGCUGCACAGGGCGGAAUAAGAUGCCAGGUAAAGACGGACCUCCUCUUUCAGCGGGGCCGGCCAGCCGCCUGGCUUCCGAGAGCCCCAUGAGGGAGACUGUGAAAGAGUCUGAAUCUUCUCUUGAUGUUUCUCUUCAGAAAACGUUAGAGACUUGGGAACGAGAAAAGGAAAAGGAAAAUUUGGAAUUAGAUGAAUUUUUGUUUUUAGAACAAGCUGCUGAUGAAAUAUCAUUUUCUAGUAAUUCCUCAUUUGUACUGAAAAUCUUAGAAAGGGAUCAGCAGAUCUGCAAAGGUCACCGGAUGUCUUCCACCCCUGUCAAAGCUGCGCCACAGAAGACAAAUCCGGCAGAUCCCGUGCGUCAGUGUAACCGCGGUGAGGGUUUGGACCACACUGCACGUGAGAAGGACGGCGAGUGUGAAGUCACACCCAGACAACUCCGUUCACUGUCCUCAGCUGAUGAAUCGAGGGAACAGCGUUGUAAAAUCAGUAGGAAAGCCGUCCAAAAGAGCACUUCUGAAAAUCAAAUGGAAUGGAACGCAGGUGACGAUGAAGGUGUUCCGAACAGUGACAGUAGCACUGACUCUGAGGAACAGCUUGAUGUUACCAUAAAACCCUCCCCUGAGGAUAGAGAAAGGGGCUUCAGCAGCAGAGAGGACAGCCCCCACGUCUGUGAUGGUAAGGGGCCUUUUAAGGACACCGGGGCCCAAGAAGAUAAAAGGAGAGACGUCGAUCUGGAUUUGUCUGAUAAAGAUGACAGUAGCGAUGAGUCUGUCAUAGAAAGCGUAAAACACAAAGCAUCUGAGCCUGCAAGACCCUCAUCCCUAAGUAUGAGUAAAAUGGACUUUGAUGAUGAGAGAACUUGGACUGACCUUGAAGAGAACAUGUGUAAUCAUGACGAUAUUCUUGGGAAUGAAUCCACUUCUGGGACGCCGCAGACAUGCUACCCUAAUAAUGAAAUAGGUAUCCUGGACAAAACAAUAAAAAGGAAGAUUGCACCAGUCAAGAGGGGAGAAGACUUGAGCAAGUCCAGGAGGAGCAGAAGUCCUCCUCCUACGUCGGAGCUGAUGAUGAAAUUCUUUCCUGCUUUGAAACCAAAACCAAAGUCAGAUUCACACUUGGGAACCGAACCCAAGUUAAACAUAAGUCAAGACCAACCACCUGGUGACAAUGCUCGAUCCCAGGUUUUGAGAGAGAAAAUUAUUGAAUUGGAAACAGAAAUAGAAAAGUUUAAAGCCGAGAACGCAUCUUUAGCUAAACUUCGCAUUGAACGAGAAAGUGCCUUGGAAAAACUCAGGAAAGAAAUUGCAGACUUUGAACAACAGAAAGCAAAAGAAUUAGCUCGAAUAGAAGAGUUUAAAAAGGAGGAGAUGAGGAAGCUACAAAAGGAACGCAAAGUUUUUGAAAAGUAUUCUACAGCUGCAAGAACUUUUCCAGAUAAAAAGGAACGUGAAGAAAUACAGACUUUAAAACAGCAAAUAGCAGAUUUACGGGAAGAUUUGAAAAGAAAGGAAACCAAAUGGUCAAGUACACACGGCCGUCUCAGAAGCCAGAUUGAAAUGUUAGUCAGAGAGAACACAGACCUCAGGGAAGAAAUAAAAGUGAUGGAAAGAUUCCGACUAGAUGCCUGGAAAAGAGCAGAAGCUGUAGAGCGCAGCCUUGAGGUGGAGAAGAAGGACAAGCUCACGAACACAUCUGUUCGAUUUCAAAACAAUCAGAUUUCUUCAGGAACCCAGGUAGAAAAAUACAAGAAAAAUCAUCUUCCAAUGCAAGAUUCUUUUACCAUGUUGUGUUCAUAAAUUGAUAGACUGGUUGAGCAUCCCAAAUCCGAAACUUCCUGAAGGCAAGAGUGAUGCUCAAAGGAAACAUUCAUUGGAGCAUUCUGAAUGUGGAUUAGGGAUGCUCUACCAGUAAGUAUUUGCAAAUAUUUCAAAACUUGGAAAAAAAAAUGGAGAUCUGCAACACUGUUCGCAAGCAUUUUGGGUGAGGGACACUCACCCUGUGGUAUUGUUACAUAUUCUAUGUGUCGUCCUGCAAUUUUUCUCUCAAUACCGUAUGACUCACCCAUCUUCACACACAGAACCUCCAGUGGAUUGAUUUUAGUAGCUAUAGAGAUGGCGUUAGCAUUCCUGCUGAGGGGCAGGUAGGUUUCAUGCUAAUGAGGAGGGCUGCAGAGCCUGUCUUGAUCCUGUGGCUUCUCUAGGAUCCACGUGAAGAGGAAGAUGCCGGGCUGGGCCGUGUCAGCUGGAGGUUUUCCCUUUGCUCUGGUACCAUGGUCGUACCAGUUUUUUACUGUCAGCAGAGUUUGCUCUUCAUACUUGCAAACACUUGAUCUGGCCAGACUUUAAAAUUUUGGCCAGUUGAUGUAAAAUGAUGGUUCAUUCCGUGAGCUGGUAAGGCCCUGUGAGCAUUUCUUACAUUUAGUCAGCAUUCGAGGUUCCCCUUUUGUGAACUGCCUGUUCCUUUGUCCAUUUAAAAUUUUGGAUGUGUGUGUGUGUUUUCUCCUUAUAAAGUUAAUUAUUCUGCAUACUAAUCCUUUGUCAGUUACAAGGACUGCUAAUUUCUCCCAAUCUGGGUUCAGUUUUUCAGUUUGUGUUUUUUAAUGUUUUUCCUUGUAAUGUUGACUUUACCAGUCUUUUAAAACAGGUUUUGGUUUUCAUGACUUUAAUUCUUCUCAAUCCUCAGGCCGUAAGUACACCGUUUUCUUCUGUGCGUUUUUGCAUUCACAUCUGAGUUUUUAAUCUGGAAUUUUAAAAAAUUAUUUUCGUGAAAUAAAUUUAGAAAAGAUAUAUGCAACUUGACAAUUACAAAGCAUAUACUUGGAUUACCACCACCUGCUUAAAGACAGAGAUCAGUGGCAGCCCAGAACUGCCCUCCAUGGAGUCCAUGGCUUUUCUUUAUGGCAUACUCAUUUUCUCAUGCUCUGCUUCAUUGCGCCCUCAGAUACUGUGGUUUUUUUACAAACGGAAGAUUUGUAGCAACUCUGCACUGAGCAAGUCUGUUGGUGCCAUUUUCCAAUGGCAUGUGCUCACUUUGGUAGUAUACAUUAGCAGUCCCCAGCCUUUUUGGCAUCAGGGACCAAUUUCGUGGAAGAUAAUUUUUGCAGGGACUGGGGGAAGGGGGAUGGUUUUGGGAUGAUUUAGCACAUUAAAUUUAUUGUGCACUUUAAUUCUAAUAUUAUUACAUUGUAACAUAUAAUGAAAUAAUUAUAUGACUCACUAUAACGUAGAAUCAGGGGGAGCCCUGAGCCUGUUUUCCGCAAUUAGAUGGUCCCAUCUGGGGGUGAUGGGAGACAGUGACAGAUCAUCAGGCAUUAGAUUCUCACAAGGAGUGCGCAACCUGGAUCCCGGGCACAUGCAGUUCACAAUAGGGCUCUUGCUCCUGCGAGAAUCUAAUGCCGCUGCUGAUCUGACAGGAGGCGGCGCUCCGGUGGUGAUGCGAGUGAUGGGGCGCUGCUGUAAAUACAGGUGAAGCUUUGCUGGCUCGCCCACCCGCUGCUCGUCUCCUGCUGUGUGGCCCAGUUCCUACAGGCC
Molecule: messenger RNA, 5549 nt
Organism: Chlorocebus sabaeus (green monkey)
Lineage: Eukaryota; Metazoa; Chordata; Mammalia; Primates; Cercopithecidae
Gene: CPAP
Product: centrosome assembly and centriole elongation protein
Biological process (GO): cilium assembly; centriole elongation
Cellular component (GO): centriole; centrosome
Molecular function (GO): tubulin binding
Source: RefSeq, a predicted model, not a curated record